AUGGACCCAUUUCAACGCCUACCAGCAGAGCUACGCAUCGCCAUCCUCAGCAUGAUACCAAGCCACGAUACGACGCUCCACCUCAUAAGUGCAUCACCCAUCAUGCUCACUCAGUACAUGCUGUCCGGGCGACAAUGCUUCUUGUCCUUUCUACAAAACAUGGCAGGGUGCAGUUCCGGUCCCGUCUUUGAUGAAAUGCUACAAGACGCGCUUGGUCUCGUCUAUCUCCAAGACAAGACGCUUGACGCAAAGGCACGCAUCGAAAUAGCGAAACAGUGGAAGCAGAAUGCUCUGCCGAACCCAUUCUCAACUGGAGACGACCAGACCAUAGACAAGCUUCGCCGUUUGUUCGCUUCGAAGAGCUAUGCUCUCAAUGCACACCUAUACGAGAUAGCAUUAGACCCUACCAUAGUCACGUACUGUGAGAGACUAGACGACAUGUAUUGGCCCGGCCUCUACAAUCAAUUUCGGAAAUCACUGUAUUAUCGUUUUAUGAGGGAAUCAGGUAUCGACCGACUCGGCCGCUCAGUGUCGCGCUCUGAGUAUUACAAACUUUUCUACAAACCCAUUGUGUAUACCAUGCGCAUUCCUAAGGUCUGGAAUAAUAACAUUUACUAA
Molecule: messenger RNA, 618 nt
Organism: Fusarium pseudograminearum CS3096
Lineage: Eukaryota; Fungi; Ascomycota; Sordariomycetes; Hypocreales; Nectriaceae
Exons: 1
Coding region: 1-618 (205 amino acids)
Source: RefSeq, a predicted model, not a curated record